GACAAGAACGCUAUGGAAACAUGACGCGUGUGUACUACAGGGAGGCGGUGGGAGCACUGGUUGUCUUUGACAUGACGAGGCUGGCCACGUUCCAGGCUGUCCUAAAGUGGAAAAGUGACCUGGAUGCCAAAGUCACGCUGAGCGAUGGGAGGCCCGUUCCAACUGUUCUCUUGGCCAACAAAUGUGACCAUCAGAGUCACGGGCUGUGCCCCAAACUGCCCAAACUGGAUAUCUUUGCCAGAGAGCAAGGCUUCAUCGGCUGGUACGAAACCUCCGCCAAGGACAACACCAACAUCGACGCGGCCAUCAGCUGUCUGGUGGCGCACAUCUUGUCCGAGGAGGAGGCCGACUCGGCACGGAGCGAAGYCGGAGGAGUGGUUGUUCUUCAGCAAGUCGACCGCAAUGCGAAGGAGAACAAAUUAAACGGCUGCGCAGGGUGUCCCACCAAUAGACCCUGAGCCAGACUGAGGCUCUGGACACAGGGGGGACACUACAGACAGACAAUGAAAAGGACUUUAAAUAGUUACUGCRCCUUUUAUAUAACUAGAUCUUUUACUAAUUUAUUGUUUCUUAAAGACAUCUUAUAGGAAAUAGAAGAGUUUGUUGCCUAAAAUAGGAAUGUUUAAAGAUUUACUUUCUAAUUUAUUCACAAAUUUCAACAAAAACACAUUGGAUUUUACAAAAAGUAUUUUUUUUGUUUGUUUUUGUGGAAUAUAAAAUGAUGAAUAAAACUCUGAUUCUAACCGUUUUAA
Molecule: messenger RNA, 752 nt
Organism: Austrofundulus limnaeus
Lineage: Eukaryota; Metazoa; Chordata; Actinopteri; Cyprinodontiformes; Rivulidae
Product: ras-related protein Rab-38
Biological process (GO): endosome to lysosome transport; phagosome-lysosome fusion
Cellular component (GO): phagocytic vesicle; trans-Golgi network; lysosome
Molecular function (GO): GTPase activity; GTP binding
Source: RefSeq, a predicted model, not a curated record